This is a messenger RNA of Ostreobium quekettii, 639 nucleotides long. NCBI's taxonomy places the organism in Eukaryota, Viridiplantae, Chlorophyta, Ulvophyceae, Bryopsidales, Ostreobiaceae. The record is from the annotation of a GenBank genome assembly.
AUGGCCCAGCCCGCCAAGACCGAGGAGCCGGCCACGUUCGUGGACUACCAGGGCAUCACCCGAGUCCGGGGCGCCGAGUACGUGCUGCCCAUCUGCGUCGGCACCGUGGGCUUCUGGCUGGGCAAGAAGGCCUCUGAGGAGAAGUCCCACCGCUGGACGGUGUACGUGCGGGGCCCGCGCGGCAUGGACAUAUCCCACGCCGUGCACAGCGUCACAUUCCGCCUGCACCCGUCCUUCACGGACCCGGAGCGCGUGCUCACCUCCGCCCCCUUCGAGCUGACGGAGAUGGGGUGGGGGGAGUUCGACAUCGUGGUGGUGGUGCGCUUCUCGCUGGACUCGCACGGCGGAGAGAUCGAAAUGACACGACGACUGAAACUGUACUCCGAAGAGAACUCCACUCAGAGCACAAAGAAGCCAGUGAUAAGGGAGCAGUACGAGGAGAUUGUCUUCAGUGAGCCGCCUGUCGACUUCUACAAGCGCGUGACCAGUAUGAAGGUGGGCUCUGCACCUGAGAGCGAAAUCACCCCACACCUGCCACAGUACGACGAGCAGCACGACCUAGAGAAGAUCCGGGCUGCCAGGAUGCGGGUGGCGUCGUCCCUGAAGAAGAAGCUGGAGGGGAAGGCAGCAGGGCGGUGA